Molecule: messenger RNA, 2777 nt
Organism: Ciona intestinalis (vase tunicate)
Lineage: Eukaryota; Metazoa; Chordata; Ascidiacea; Phlebobranchia; Cionidae
Source: RefSeq
UUCAGGAGCGGUCUAUAUUUUGUAUACGUGGUUACAUGUCACUCAGGCACCAAUACAACAAAGGCCUGGUAAAACGGCGAACAAAUUAUGGGCUUAGAGCAAAAUGGUUAACGCUCUGUCUAAUUCUUUUUGCCAUAGAACUGGUAAUCGUAUACUUUCGUAUACACGACGUAAUACUCGUCAUUUCGUUACAUCUCAACAUCAAGUUGGAUUGGAUUCGUGGCCUCGAAACGAACUGCGAAGCCGUACCCGGUCACAAUUCAUUGAAAGACAGUCGGGCACUGUUAAAUGGAGGCGAAAACGCGUCCCCUCUGCCAUUUUGCCCCGAGAUGCCUCCAAAUCUCUUAGGAAAACAGGAGCUUGGGAACGAAGACGAGGACGUUAGCUUGGACGAUCUAGUAAAAAACUACACGUUGGUUGAACCUGGUGGGCGGUUCAAACCGGCGCAAUGUGUCCCUCGUCACAAGGUUGCGAUUAUCGUCCCGCACCGUAACCGUGAGAGACACCUACGGCAGUUUCUAAAAGCUAUACACCCUGUUAUGCAGCGGCAGCAAGCCGACUAUGGUGUUUUCGUUGUUCACCAAUCCGGCACCGGCACAUUUAACAAAGCAAAGCUGUUAAAUAUCGGCUACACUGAAGCGCUGAAGCAGGAUGAUUAUGAUUGCUUCAUCUUUCACGAUGUCGACCUGCUCGCUGAGGACGACCGCAAUCUGUACCGAUGUGCCGAAGUACCCAGACAUUUAUCUGUUGGUAUCGACAAAUGGGAUUACCAACUGCCAUAUGACGCACUGUUCGGUGGAGUUAUUGCAAUGACCAAAGACCAAUUUGCCCAGGUCAACGGGUAUUCGAACGAAUACUGGGGAUGGGGUGCAGAAGAUGACGACAUGUAUGUGAGGAUUCUGCAUAGCUGUCUUGGUUUAGAAAGAGCACAAUAUGACGUUGCACGGUAUCGAAUGGCCUACCAUCCUUCGGACAAAAGCAACCGAGUAAAUCCAUAUCGUUACACCUUACUAGUUGGCGCCGCCGAGCGACAGAGGCACGAUGGAUUAAACAACCUUCAUUACAGCUUGGUAGAAAAAACACAGCUACCAUUAUACACAAACAUAUCCGCUGAUGUAGGAAAACCACCGCUUAACCCUAAAACAGUAGGUUUCGGUACGGGUAUUGACAUCGUUGUGAGCAUAUCUCUACUCUUGCUUAUGCUAACGAUGACGUGUUGCACCUGCGUAAAAUCCCGCUUGCCGCACGUCCUGUUGUGCCCACGAAGAAUACCAUAAGUGUUUUCCUAUGAGUCAAACGUCGGUUCUUUGUAGCUAGUUAAAUGUCCGAACUGUUUAAAAACUUUCUACUUUUUCGUAGAUGCGCAGACAUUCGAUAGAAAACAGGUAGUUCCCUCUAAACGAGCAGGAUUUUUUCCCUCGUUAUAUUUAUUCUUCUUUACACCUGAUAUACAUAAAACAUAUACUUUCCUAUGCUGUCUGUAAAGCCAUAUAUAUAGCAAGAGAAUAUGAAAGGCGUUGAAAGUUCAAAUGAUAGGCUUGGCAGUAAAUUACUUACCUAGCUACCUAGAAUGAACUAGAGCCAUGAUUCCCUGCUUCAAAUUCUAUUUUUUUAUAAACGGAUCUAUAAUUCUCCUAAUGAGUUACGAGUGGCGAUUGAACCUUGUAACUUUUUCAAAACAUUUAUCGUGAUUUGAAACCUAAGGGGUUUCUUCCUAUAUAUUUGUAUAUAUAUAUAUACACGUGUACCAAAAACGCAAAUCGCUGUUUCACUUAUUUUCUUAUUUGAAACCCCCUUUCAUUUCACUCGUAACGAAGGCGAUGUAACAGCAUUAGGAUAAUCUUGUAACUUAUUUUGUUGUACAAUGUAAUCGUUCGUUUAUUCUCCAUAAUGUAUGUAAUCGUAUUCGGUCGAUUUUGUGGAAUAUUUUUCCAAUAUUUUUUUGAACAACUCGUAAAAUGCACCUUUACCUAUGUAGUGCAUAAACAUGUUACUCGUUCCAUAACCCAGAUUUUACGUAUCAAGAAAAAGCGUUAAACGGAUCAUAGCUUCAGCAUACUAAACGAAUCGUUUGUGCCAAUCUGUUAUAGAAUUCCUAAUAUUUUACGUCCAUACCAACUCGCGUUCCUACCACGUUUUAACAAGAGCAUUAAGCCCUUUCACAUAACACGGUGUGUACCAUCUCUCUUUUUACUCCCAACUUUUAUUUUGUUGUUCCGGUAAAUUGACAUGAGUACUCAUUCCUCGGUUUAUUAUUCUACACGUAAUGAUUCAUAACUCUGUUUGCCUUUGUAUCACAAACAAAGGCGCUGCUCGGCCCGACGGUUCUAAGCCAGGGCGUGCUUUAUAUUGCAACGAAUGUUUGUGCCUUCGGCACACGUAUAUAAACAAACAGAGCGUCGUUCUUUGUUUUUCUUGCAAAACACGUUCGUUGAACGACGCUUUGCGUAUAAUCUUUUCCUCUUUAUGUCAAUUGAAAUUUAUAAAGCAUGUUCGUAAAUCUAUUUCAACGUUGGCUAUUUUCACAGUGACCGAAUGAAUCUGUUUUUUUUGUUCUUUUCAAUUCCCCAAAAUUUCAAAACACUAAAGCUGUUUCUAUUUGUCAUUUCAAUGCAGCGGUCGACUCUACACCUCAAGGCAUUUAUGAAACUAAAAUUUUUUGAAGGUAUUGCAAUUCGUUGCGAUAACACCUGAAUUUAAUUGGAAUUACACUUAAUGCUAACAUAUUAACACUGUGAACUUACAUCAAAGCUAAUGAUAUAAAAUGCUAAACCAUA